Anneissia japonica is the source of this 1596-nucleotide messenger RNA. Its product is annotated as tyrosine-protein kinase receptor Tie-1-like. The transcript has 8 exons. The record is from RefSeq and is a predicted model, not a curated record. NCBI's taxonomy places the organism in Eukaryota, Metazoa, Echinodermata, Crinoidea, Comatulida, Comatulidae. The coding region runs from base 119 to 1396 and encodes 425 amino acids.
AUUUCGAAAACAGGCAAAGUUUAGAAGGCAAAGCGCGGUUCUUAAGACCAACCAGAAAACUGAUUGCUAGCAUCGUUGAUUUGUCCGCGGCAGUUGUCGGCAGAUGUGAGCAAAUGAAAUGUUUUUCUUAAAGGAAUUGUGUUUCUUGAUAGCUCUGAUUGGACAUUCUACAGGUAAUGAUGGUAAUGAUGGUGAGUUCAAAUUCAAUAUGGUAGGCUUCACUUCAACUCCUGUUGUUGAUGAUAGUGGGCAAAAUGAUGUUCGUGGUUAUACACUGGGCUCCGAUAGAUCAUAUAAUAUCACACUCAACAUUUCACUCGUAGUCGACACAAAUCUAUCAGGACAACUGCUAUGCGAAAAUCCUCCCUUGUAUGUUGGAUUCAAGGAGGUAGUUAAAUGUAAGCCAGAUAAAAAUGAUGAUGCAAACUGGACUCUGCUUAAAACUAACGUUAUUAGCAACACUACUGAAGCUCGAAUAGGCGUAUUUACUGCGUACGCUGAGAAGGGUAAUCGAAGUGGCACUGCUACUAUAAUAGUUCACCAUGCAAACACCCCUGUAAUACCAAUUGUUCGCACCAAGACCGUUAGUGUAUUUGAUAGUAACGUUACAUUGAGCGUUUACCAAUGUAGCGGAAAUAUUGAAAGCUUACGAUGGGCGAAGAAUGGAGAUUAUAACGAAGAAUGGGAUGGGCUGACGGAGAUUUUAUUCGAAAUUACAACAUUGAAUGAUUCUGGGAUUUACGAAUGUUAUAUAAAUGGCAGCCGGAAUGAAGGAAAACACGCUUUCAUGCAGCUGAUAGUAAGAGAAUGUCCACAUAACAAAUGGUCUCCGCCGAAUUGUAAUAAGGAGUGUGACGUUUGCUACAAUGGAGGGGUGUGCGAUACAUACAUCGGAACUUGCAUAUGUCCUUCGGGAUUUCAUGGAAGUAGAUGCGAAAUAUCUGCUGGUGGUAAUAAAUUUGGACGUGAUGGUAAUAUUCCGUGUAAAAGUAAAUCUACGGACGAAUGCAAAGGGAAUCUGAUUUGUCCACCUAUGCCACAAGGUUGUGCCUGUCACGCUGGCUGGAAAGGCCUCGACUGUAAAACGGAAUGUGAAGCAGGCAAGUAUGGCGCUGACUGUCGGCAAAUUUGUCAUUGUGACGCUGUUCAGUGUGAUCCUUCCAAAGGCUGUGAUGAGGACGCAACAUGCCACACUGGCUACAAUGGUACAAGAUGUUUAGACAGUCCUACAUCUUUCAGAGGGCACACCACUCAUGGCAUUGUGCAUUCUAGUCAUCAUACGGCGUGUAGUGUGACAACAACUGAUGGUAACGUACUUAGUACCAAAUUAACAUGGACCUACAAUUCAUACUAUAGCUCCAUGAUAGUUUGUUUAGGCAUGGAGGAAUAUGUUUAGACUAAACUUAUUCGCCCAUGAUGGUUUAAGUCAUGUAUCAGUCAAUCGCGAACCCUGUUGGUAAAGAUGAUGAAGAAUGGUUGAUGCCAGAUAGUUAUACACAUAUAUGCACUAAUCCUUUACUUUACAGCACUACUGAGGUUAUUGUAAUGGAAUAUUUUAACUGGCAAAGUAGUUUUUGAAGAUUUUUCAGAUUUCAA